UACCCAACGGAAAAUGGGUAAUACCGAGGAAGCGUGUAGGUGAGGCGGGGAGAGAAACAGGGACAGAAUUCUGAGUGCAAACCUCGUGUACGGAAGUGUAAUAAAAGCGGAUUGAUAAAACUCCAAAUAAACUUAAUUAUUUAAUGAGAAAUCCUCGGUACUACAAACUGGCGACGGGCUGGAAGAACCACAGCGUGAAUUUGGUUACUCAACAGGUAAAUUAUACUACAAAAAUCAUGCAAAAGAAGACGAAAAAAAAAUAGGUUAUGUUGACAUUUUUUAUCGCAGCUCUUGGAACACAGCACUGUGGCUGUGGUGGUCCCGAAGGCCGAAAAAAAAAAGAACGCAGUUCGACUGUGGUGGCUCUGAGGCCGUCGUGAUUUUGGACACAGUGCAACUGUGGUGCUCCCGAAGAGCGUGACCGGAUGUAAACAAAGAACGGUGGUCUUCGAGAUCGAAAAUUGAACGCAAAAGGUUGCGGUGGUCUUCGAGACCGGAAUAAAAGGAACACAGCAUAGCUGUGGUGGUUCGUAAAACCGAUAAAAAAGGUAAAAAAAAAAGGAAUGUAAAAAAAAGCGAUGUUUGGAAAUUGUUUUUAAAUACCUUUCAGGUCACGUGAAAUGGACAAAUGGACAAUUCAGCCGUUCAAUUUCAAAGCUCUUCCGUCGUCUCAAGUACGGGACGAGUGGUUGAAGUACAGAAGAAACUUCAAGUACAUCGCUCUGGCAAAUGAGGAAACCGACCAAACCAAGCUUAAGAACGUUUUCUUGGCCAGAGCCGGUCCUGAAGUGCAGGAAGUUUUCAGCACAUUGCCGGGGGCAGAUGUGGACGAAGACAAGGAACAAGGCAUCAAACCGUUUGAUGUCGCCAUCGCGAAACUCGACGAGUAUUUUGCACCACAACAACACGAGAUUUUUGAACGGCACGUUUUCUGGACGCUCAAACCGGAACCAGAAGAGUCAUUGGAAAGAUUCCUUCUGCGAGCCACGGACCAAGCAGCAAAGUGUAACUUUGGAAAAACCAAAGCUGAGAGCGCAGAGAUAAGUGUCAUCGAUAAGACCAUUCUGUUGGCGCCGGCGGACCUGAAGGAAAAGCUGCUGCAACAAGCCGGCCUGACAUUAGACGAACUGACGAAGACGAUCAAAUCUUACUCGUCCGUUAAAUUCCAAGCAGGCCAGAUCGGAAAUGCGACUACGCCGUCAACGUCCUUCGUGAAUAAACUACAACCAUCAUCUCAACACGGAACGUCCGAAUGCUCAAGGUGCGGGUGGACAGGGCACUUUGCGAAUGAUCCUUCGUGUCCAGCUCUCGGCAAAAUUUGUGACAAAUGCGGUAGAGCAGAUCAUUUUGCCAAACGCUGUAAGACCGUUCCGUCGAAACGUUUAGUGGCCAACCAUCAACAGAAGCGAGGAGGCAAACGACCUUACAGCUUCCCCAGCCAGCACGGAUCAAAUAAACGGCAGUGCAACGCCAUCGACUCGAUACACAACACGGAAGAGUCUGCCAGUUUCAUCUACAGUAUCAGCACCCGGGAGGAGAUGGUUGGUGUCACAGUGGGAGGCGUCCUGCUUGAGAUGAUGAUCGACUCAGGUUCAUGCAAGAACAUUAUUGCUGAACGCACUUGGCGUCACCUGCUCAUGAACGGACUGGAAAUGAAGAACCUGCGAGAUGAAUGUGAUUUAACGUUUCGUCCAUAUGGGCUGAAAUCUGAACCUCUGAAAGUGUUGAAAGUGUUUGAUGCAGCAACGAGCGUGGAGGAUGCGGGAAAAGUAACCAAGCAGGAAGCAACAUUCUACGUGGUGGCGGAAGGAUCUCAGCCAAUACUGGGGAGAGAGACAGCCAAGGCCUUGGGUGUCCUCAUAAUUGGGUUGCCCAGCACUCGUGGUGUAUCGGUCAGCACGAUCAAACAGGACAGCAAGCAUUUCCCGAAGAUUCGUGGGGUAAAACUUUGCAUUCCGAUCGACAAGGAGGUGUCUCCAGUAGCGCAGCGUGCUAGGCGUCCACCGCUAGCUUUGAUGAGUCGAAUUGAGGAAAAACUAAACACCCUGCUCGCAGCGGAUAUAAUCGAGCCCGUUGAGGAAUAUAGCCAAUGGAUUUCACCGCUAGUGGCCAUCGUGAAGGAUAACGGAGAGCUGAGACUGUGCGUGGACAUGCGACGAGCAAAUGCGGCCGUUCUUCGCGAAACCCACUACAUGCCAACCUUUGAAGAUUUUCUACCCGCAUUGAAGAAGGCCAGGUUCUUCAGCCGAUUGGAUGUGAAAGAGGCAUUCCACCAGGUGGAGCUUGAGGAAUCCUCGAGGUACAUCACAACAUUCAUAACCCACAAGGGAGUUUUCAGGUACAAAAGGCUCUUGUUCGGGAUUUCGUGCGCCUCGGAGAUGUACCAAAAGAUCAUCGAGCAGAUACUCGCAGACUGCAACAAUGUAGUAAAUUACAUUGAUGACAUCCUCAUCUUCGGCGCUACGGAGCAGGAACACGAUGCAUCCCUCCAAAAAGUUCUCAAGACGCUACAAUCCCGAGGAGUGCUCUUGAACGACAGCAAGUGCGUUUUCAAAGUGCCGGAAGUGGAAUUUUUGGGACACCACCUGUCGGCUGAGGGUAUUCGUCCGACCGAAGAGAAAACCGAUAUCCUCAAGUCAUUCAGAGCACCGUCUAACGUGGAAGAACUUCGCAGCUUUUUGGGUAUGGUUACAUACAUCGGAAGGUUCCUGCCAGACCUCGGCACGGUAACAAAUCCACUUCGAGAGUUGACACGCAAAGGAGUCUCGUACGAUUGGACGGAUUGUCACGAGCAAGCGUUCCAGCAAAUCAAGAUGAUGAUUUGCGAGAUAAGUAAUCUACACUUCUUCGACAACAACCUACGCACACGCUUGGUAGCGGAUGCGUCACCGGUAGCCCUAGGUGCCGUUCUGCUUCAGUUCACCAACACCGACCCAACUCCAAGAGUAAUCAGCUAUGCCAGCAAGAGUCUAAGCGAUACGGAGAAGAGAUACUGCCAGACGGAAAAGGAAGCUCUAGCUCUAGUGUGGGCCGUCGAGAAGUUCGCUGUUUAUCUGCUAGGGCGGAAGUUCGAACUGGAGACGGAUCAUAAGCCGCUAGAAGUGAUCUUUUCCUCGUGUUCGAAACCCUGCGCUCGUAUAGAACGAUGGGUGCUUCGAUUGCAGUCGUUCAUAUACGAAAUCAAGUACCGUAAAGGUAGCUCAAACGUAGCAGAUCCAUUCUCGCGGUUGGUAAGGUUUGGGGCGAACAACUCGGCUGGUGGCGUAGAUCUGGACACGGACAACAAGUUCAUGUUGUUGGCUAUUCUGGAAUCAGUAGCAGUGGAUGUAAGUGAGAUCGAGAACGUUUCUCAAGCCGAUCCCGAGCUGGUCACUCUGCGGGAAGCAAUCCAUUCAGAGAGGUGGGACAACCCGGCAACCAAACCGUACGCAGCGUUUCGUGCGGAACUGGGUAUUCUAGAUAACAUCGUUGUACGAGGAAACAAAAUGAUCGUUCCUGCGACGCUACGCCCCCGGUUGCUGUCUCUGGCGCACGAGGGACAUCCAGGAGAAUCCGUAAUGCUCAGGAGACUCCGCGAUCGUGUUUGGUGGCCGCUGAUGGAGAAGGAGGUCCAACGAACGAUAGCAGUUUGCGAAGGAUGCCGUCUGGUGGGUAUACCAUCGCGUCCAGAACCGAUGGCGAGACGACCUCUGCCUUUGAAACCGUGGGUGGACAUUGCAUUGGAUUUUUUGGGACCCUUGCCGACCGGCGAAUACCUACUUGUAGUGAUUGAUUACUUCAGUAGAUAUAAGGAGAUAGAAGUCAUGACACGCAUCACGGCCAAGGAGACUACGGACCGGCUUGAACGGAUCUUCACGCGACUCGGUUAUCCUGUUACCAUCACCUUAGACAACGCUCGGCAGUUCAUAAGCAAAGAAUUUGAACAGUAUUGUACGAUCAGAGGCAUUCACCUGAACAACACCACGCCAUACUGGCCACAAGAGAAUGGCCUCGUUGAAAGGCAGAACAGAUCUUUGCUGAAGCGAUUGAAAAUCAGUCAUUCUCUGGGUCGUGACUGGAAGUGUGAUCUGAACGAGUACCUGAUGAUGUAUUACACAACACCUCACACUGUCACGGGGAAGACACCUUCGGAGCUCUGUUUUGGACGCACGAUUAGAUCAAAGCUGCCUUCGCUGCAAGAUAUCGAGACAACUCCACGGAACGACGAAGUGUAUGACAAAGACCUGCAAGCGAAACAAAAAGGGAAGGAAAUAGCUGAUCUUAAACGUCGUGCAACUCCAUCAAAUGUUCAAACAGGUGACACGGUAUUGCUCAAAAAUUUGUUGCCGCAGAACAAGCUGUCUCCAAACUUCCUGCCGACAGAACACGAAGUCAUCGACAAGACUGGAGCUCGGGUAACGGUGCGAAACACUGAGACGGGGAAGGUGUACCAGAGAAAUUCAGCCCACUUGAAACGUAUUUCUAGCACCCCUGGGCAUGGCCAAGCAGAACUCGAGCCGGAAAGCAUUACACAAGAACAGGAUGUAGCUGAACAACCGAUCCAACAACCACAUGACGAAGACGACCAUCAAGAACAGCCACCGACACAGAGACCGCGGCGUCAAGCUCGUUGUCCACAACGUUUCGAGGACUUCCUGAUGGAUUCCGAGACUUCGUCUCUGUGAGAAAAGGGAAGAUGUGAUACCAGCGGAGAGCCCCUCGAUCGUCACAGCACGAACGAGUGAGUUCUUACCCAACGGAAAAUGGGUAAUACCGAGGAAGCGUGUAGGUGAGGCGGGGAGAGAAACAGGGACAGAAUUCUGAGUGCAAACCUCGUGUACGGAAGUGUAAUAAAAGCGGAUUGAUAAAACUCCA
Molecule: messenger RNA, 4854 nt
Organism: Culex pipiens pallens (northern house mosquito)
Lineage: Eukaryota; Metazoa; Arthropoda; Insecta; Diptera; Culicidae
Exons: 2
Coding region: 621-4664 (1347 amino acids)
Biological process (GO): DNA integration
Molecular function (GO): nucleic acid binding; zinc ion binding
Source: RefSeq, a predicted model, not a curated record